This is a messenger RNA of Osmerus eperlanus (European smelt), 4819 nucleotides long. RefSeq names its product solute carrier family 45 member 3. Gene Ontology annotation, cellular component: membrane. Gene Ontology annotation, biological process: transmembrane transport. The record is from RefSeq and is a predicted model, not a curated record. NCBI's taxonomy places the organism in Eukaryota, Metazoa, Chordata, Actinopteri, Osmeriformes, Osmeridae. The transcript has 7 exons. Gene Ontology annotation, molecular function: sucrose:proton symporter activity. Bases 441 to 2144 code for a protein of 567 amino acids.
CGUCACAGUCUCCCAGCUUAGUCCGUCCUACAAGUACAGAACGACGGUUCACAGGGAAAAGUGGACAAGUUGCUGCAUGGAUUUACGGUAGUCGCGUAGCCUACAAGGAAGUGAAUGGUCAAAACUACAUUACUGAAAAAGGAUCAAAAGGUUAAAGAGCUCCAGUUCCUGACAGAGGAGUGUUUCUUGUUACCACGACCACGACUGCCUGCACACAAAGGCCUCUUUCCAACUAAAGGCCAGUCAAAUCCAUAAUGCAGAGACCAGGAUGGACCCUCCAGGUCAUCUGAGACUGUGCCUGUGUGUCCCUGCUGUCCCCCUCAGACGGCCUCCACCUCGCUCCACCCCAGCCUCAGGAUCCGCCCCAGCCUCAGCCCCUGUCCCUGCCCUCCACAGAGGCUGGGCGGAGGGCUCCAGCGAGCGGUGGAGAGCUCCUCACUAUGCCUGGAUGGAGGUCUCAGUGGCGUCUCGUCCUGCUGAACUCCCUGACCUGCGGCCUGGAGAUCUGCGUGGCGGCUGGGAUCACCUACGUGCCUCCUCUCCUGCUGGAAGCAGGGGUGGAGGAACAAUACAUGACUAUGGUGCUAGGUAUCGGCCCGGUGCUGGGUCUGUUAUUCAUACCUCUUAUUGGCUCGGCCAGUGACCAGUGCAACAGCAGCUACGGUCGGCGGCGCCCCUUCAUCUGGCUUCUGUCCCUGGGCGUGUUGCUAGCGCUGCUCAUCAUCCCCCAUGCCGACUUCCUGUCCGCCCACUUCUCCUGGGGGGGCCGCCCCCUCCAGGUGGGCUUCCUCAUCCUGGGAGUGGGCCUGCUGGACUUCUGCGGACAGGUGUGCUUCACGCCGCUGGAAGCGCUGCUGUCGGACCUGUACCGGGAUGAGGAGGACUGCAGUCAGGCGUUUGCCAUGUUCUCCUUCAUGGUGAGCCUGGGGGGCUGUGUGGGGUACCUUCUCCCCGCCCUCGACUGGAGCCGCGGCCUGCUGUCUGUCUACCUGGGAGGCCAGGCCGACUGCCUCUUCUUCCUCCUCAUCCUCAUCUUCAUCACCAGCGUGCUCAUCACCAUGAAGGUGUCGCAGGAAGAGGAAGCGGCGGUGGUUGGCAGCGGGACGACGGCGAUGGCGACGACGGCGACGACGGCCAUCUUGGAUCCGGGGCCCCCAGACUCGGCGCGCUGCGUGCCGCGCUCCUGCUGCUACAUGCUAAAGUGCAAGCUCCGCCUCCUGAAGUGGGGGCCCCUGCUGUGUCUGGUCAGGAGCUGCUGGUCUAUGACGCCCGCCAUCUACCGCAGCUACUGCCACGUGCCGCGUGUCAUGCGGCGCCUGUGCGCCUCGCAGCUGUGCAGCUGGAUGGCCGUCAUGUCUUUCAUGCUCUUCUACACGGACUUCGUAGGGGAGGGCUUGUACGAAGGCGUGCCCAGUGCGGUCCCAGGGACCGCAGCCAGGCAGCGCUACGACGAAGGUAUCCGUGUGGGCAGCCUGGGCCUGUUCCUCCAGUGUGCUACCUCAACCUUCUUCUCCCUGGUCAUGAGUCGACUGGUCCGUCGGUUCGGUUCUCGCCAGGUCUACCUGAGCAGUAUGGUGAGCUUCACGGCGUCCACCCUGGUCAUCUGCCUGUCGAAGAGCGUGGUCCUCGUCACCCUCAUGUCAGCCCUGACCGGCUACGCCUACGCUACCCUGCAGACACUGCCAUACACCCUCACCUGCUACUACCACAAGGAGGAGGAGGUUUACAUGCCAAAAAAGAAAACCAAAAGCGGGCUUAAAAAUGGCAUUGCAAUACAGAGAGACACUGUGCAUUUGACCUCCAUGGAUGAAGAGGAAGGGUUGAACCACAAACUAGGAGGCAACGGCCACGUCUUUUCCGACUACUCCACCCCUCUGCACGGCCAGAAUGGUUCGUCCCACAGCAUCGCCGGCCUUGAGGCGGAGGAAGCGGAGGUUGGGGAGAGACGCGGAGUGGGCCUUGACUUUGCCAUAUUGGACAGCACCUUCCUCCUCUCUCAGGUCUUCCCCACUCUGUUCAUGGGCAUGCUCGUCCAGUUCACUGCCUCUGUCACCACCUAUAUGGCCAGCUCGGCCAUAUUCGGUGCCAUCGCCAUCUAUCUGGCCAAUCAUAUCGUCUUUGACCAAAAAGACCUCAAGAGCUGAGAGAGAGACAGAGAGAGAGAGAGACCAGGGGAAUGGAGUAGCACACUCCACAAUGCACUACAGGUCCCAGCAUGCCUUAGUGCAGGGUUGCUGUUGCCCUAGAAACCAGGGUGAAUUGUGUGUGUGCGUGUGUGUUGAUAGAUGUGUCUAUGACAGAACUCAAGGAAAGUGGAAGGAUGCCUGGAGUUUAGACCCAACCACUUGUUGCUUUAAAAGAGAUGUCUGGCAUUAGCUCACUCCAGUGCCCCACUCUGCCCUCACUGCCCUCACUCUGCCAGUCAGUUUCUGUCUGCUAUUCUCCUCAGGUACAGCCAGCCAAUCAGCAUGCUCGUCCUAUAGCCACCUCAGUUGACAGGAAGUCUGGUCUUUAAGGAGGUUUAUUUCCACACACUUUACCACUGAGCUAUACCAUUCCCUCCCAGGAGUAAAGAACUGUUGUAGUUUUGGAUCUCGAUACAUAUAAUAGAAUCUCUCUUGCAAUAGCAACCUGCAUGGGUGAGGUGCCCAUCUGUGUCACCGUAGCGACAGCAUGAGCCUUCCCCACUGCCAAUCAAACGUCAAUCAAGGAAGGUCAUCAAGUUUACAUCAUCCUAUCACAUGACAGUCCUCUCUCUGUGUCACCCUGUGUCAUGAGUACGCAUGUUCUACAGCGGCUGUCAUCUUAAAAGACAGCCGAGGUCACGGCCUCCCAUGCUGGGGUUAUGUUGGAGGGGGUACUAAUGUUGGUAACCACAACUUUCUUCUUACCUUGUGCAACAAGACCUAAAUGAGAUUCUAGCAACACCGCGGAACUAAAAGGAGCUUUUGAAAAUGGCGGUGUGGGGGAGCAGUGACAGUAAUCAGAUCUUUAAUGUUUCUAAACUCUACAUUGACAGUCCCACACAUUUCUCUUAAAGAUCCAAAACGUGAUUUGUGUUCUGUUGUUGUGCAUAUGGAUGUGUGUGCGUGUGUGUGUAAUCCUGUGUGUGUUUGAUAAAGACAGACACAUACAGAGAGAUGCCUUUGGGAUGCUGUGUGGGUCAGCUAGCUAUCGAACACUGCAAACAGCUGGGAGAAGCUCCAUACUGGUCAGGUCUCAUAAUGCUGUAGAGCAAAUAUAUAGUGGCCUUCAUUUAUUUUUGGGGAACUUCGGGUUUGUCUGUAAAAUGCUGGUUUUACUGAACAACAAUGUACUUUGUUUGGAUCUAUGUGUAUAUAACUGGUCUCCCUUUCAGAUAUGUUUUGUUUGUUAUGACGACUCUGCUUUAGGUAACAUUGACCUACAGUAUGUGACCUAUGCAAUGACGAGCCUGGGUUGGCGAGAUACGAGUUCUCCUCUUGCUCAUUUAUUCAGUGUGAUAGUUUGGUUGCCUCCUUCACCUGAGAAUUCUAGAUCGUAUUUGGUUGAUCACUAUUGAUGACCUACUGUAAACCAACCAGAAACAGGUUGGAAUCCAAUCUUUGGAGGUUUAUUAUUUUUCACAGUGAUCUCCUCCAUAUACGAGGAUGUGGAUUAAAAAAAAACAGAAAAAUGUCAGAAAAUGUUCAUUUUUGAAGUGCCUCUGCUGCUGCAGUCAGCUCUGUUUCAAAUCAGCGAAAUUCAGGAAGUGCAAAAGAUCGGGACUAGCUGCAGCUAUAGAAAAUGUUUUGCGAGGGAAUGCUUCUUAUUGAUCUAACAUGAAAGCUUUUAAAAUAGUUUGCCAAACUUAAAUUAAGGAAAGAUCAUUUCAGUUUAAAUGUAGAAUUGAACUGACCCCAACAUUGGACUCUACAUGUAAGAUUUUUUUUGUACAUAUAGUUAUUUAUUUUCCUUUUAGAAUAAAUCCUAAGCACAUAUUAAGGUAUAUUGCCUUUUUGUUGCAUCUGUCAUAGGUGUCCGGGCAAAAGCUAUUUCUGUGAAAAAUUAUAAAUUAUUAUUUUGUAUGGAUGUGAUAAAGAGCAUCUUUAACGCUGUAAUUUAUUUGACAACUCUGCUAUCAUGCAUUUCAUCUUUGAUAUUUCUCCUUUAUCUCAUUACGAUAGACUGAUGUCAAUUUCAAUACUAAAUAUACCUAAAUGUUUGGCUUUUUGUUUACUGGCAGUUUAUCAGGAUUGUUAUUGAAUACAUUUGAAAGCAGUUGAAACCCACUGUUGUUGUUUUGUUUUGUUAGUUUUAAACCAUCGUUUGUAUUUCCUCUGGUUUUACACCGUUUAAUUAAUUUGACCUAAGAGAACAUUUUCUCCCAGACGAUGCCAGGGCACGGGGCACACAACGUACACAACCCUGUGAUGUGGUCAGUCUGCCUCAUCAGUCUGCCUCAUCAGUCUGCCUCAUCACUCUAACCACUGAGUUCCUGUUGGGAGCGCCUCAGUUGUCUGCUUGCUGUUGCUCUUGUGCAUAAUAACCUUUGACUUUGAUUAGCAAUAGAGUGGGUGUCGUACUAUUCUGUGUUCAGAUGUCCUACUUGGGUUCAGCAUAAUAAGUGCCAGUAAGGGUCCCUUCAGUGAUCCAUUUUAGUUGUCUUAUAAUUAUGCUGGGAUGUAAAGACUGAAUCAGGGAUAUUUUCACUGAUGCCCAUUGUUAUAUUCAGCCUUCACAAAUUCUUUUUUUUUUAUUAUUUUAUUGUUAUUGUAAAUCCCUCAGAUGUAUCAUUGUCACAAAUAGAUUUUUAUACAAAAUAAAGGUAUUUCAUUGUAAAAGGCUUGUUGAAGAGUCG